Messenger RNA from Rotaria sp. Silwood2, 324 nucleotides. The record is from the annotation of a GenBank genome assembly. NCBI's taxonomy places the organism in Eukaryota, Metazoa, Rotifera, Eurotatoria, Philodinida, Philodinidae.
AUGUUAGUAUUCGGUUAUAUUCAAUCAGGCAAUAUCGAUCUUGCAGAACAAUAUUGUUAUCAAACACUUAAUUAUUCAUUGCCAGAAAGUAUGAGUGAAGUAAUUCCUAAUCUUUUAGAUGUCAUACCUUAUCUAAGAACUAUUGUUACAAGCAUUGGUACAGAUUUUACUCGUGAAUUUAUUUGUAAAAGUAUAUUAAUUGGUCAACAUAUUCUUUCAAAUACGUUUCCUAAUUUGAAUCAACAUCCAACAUUGAUUAAUGAGCAAAUUUGUUCACAUGAUCAAUUAAUUGCCUAUGCUGAUUAUUAUCGUCAUCAAAGAUAA